This is a messenger RNA of Rosa chinensis, 1125 nucleotides long. RefSeq names its product probable inactive 2-oxoglutarate-dependent dioxygenase AOP2. Gene Ontology annotation, molecular function: dioxygenase activity. The record is from RefSeq and is a predicted model, not a curated record. The transcript is spliced from 3 exons. NCBI's taxonomy places the organism in Eukaryota, Viridiplantae, Streptophyta, Magnoliopsida, Rosales, Rosaceae. Bases 20 to 955 code for a protein of 311 amino acids.
AAGUGAUCAAUAGAAAAGGAUGACCCAGAUUCCAGUGGUAGAUUUCUCAGAUCCCGAGUGCUUGAAGCCAGGGACAAGUUCAUGGCUCUCAGCACGCAAUCAAGUUUGCAAUGCACUCGAGGAUCAGUUUGGCUGUUUUACAGCGAUACUGUCCAACAAAGUUACCUUGGAACUUCACAACACCGUCUUUGGUGCCAUGAACGAGUUGUUUGAAUCCCCAGACGGCAUCAAAGAUCAGAACAAGUACGAAAAAUGGCCUUUCUGUGGCCAUUUCAAGUCGAAUUCUGUCCUUGAACGCUUGGGGAUUUAUGAUCCUACAAACCCCGAAGAAAUUCACAACUUUUCACGUCUUUUUUGGCCUACUGGAAAUGAUCAAUUUUGUGAUGGUGUCCAUUUGUACGUAAAAGUGAUGAAAGAACUAGAUCAAGCUGUGACGAGAAUGGUAUUCGAAAACUAUGGUGUAGAGAAGCACCAUGAUGACCACAUUGAAUCCAGUUUUUACUGCUUUCAAUUUUCAAAAUACGCGGAGCCUAAAAUAUCUGGAAGUAAUGUGGGUAUAGUGAGUCAUACAGAUAAGAACUUCACCUCCAUACUCCAUCAAAACCAGAUCAAUGGCCUUGAGAUUUAUACAAAGGAUGGCGAGUGGAUAGGUUUCGAUCCUCAUCCUCUACCUUCAUCCUUCAUAUUCAUAGCAAGUGAUGUAUUUCAGGUUUGGAGCAAUGACAGAAUAAGAGCUUGUAAACACAGGGUCAACCUGAUUCACUCAGAUCAGAUAAGAUACUCCUUCGGGCUCUUCUCACUCAAAAGAGGAGUAACAACCGUACCGGAGGAGCUGGUGGACAAGGAUCACCCUUUAAAGUAUAAGCCGUUGAAUCAGGUUGAGUAUAUUCAAGCACAGGGUUACAAAGAUAGUGAAGGACGUGAGUGUAAGCUCAAGGCAUUCUGUGGUAUUUGAAUAUUUGAUUUCCUUUUAGUCACAUGGGUACUGUAACCGGAGGAGCUGAUGGACAAGGAUCACCCUAUGAAGACUAAUAUAAUUACCGUUGUUUAAAUAAACGUUGGCCACAUUGCAUGCAAAACGCUUGUAGAGAGUGGUAAUAGUAAUCUGGUGAAUAAAGUGUUGAU